Mandrillus leucophaeus (drill) is the source of this 756-nucleotide messenger RNA. It is a transcript of the gene MCRIP2, whose product is annotated as family with sequence similarity 195, member A. The record is from RefSeq and is a predicted model, not a curated record. The coding region runs from base 1 to 474 and encodes 157 amino acids. NCBI's taxonomy places the organism in Eukaryota, Metazoa, Chordata, Mammalia, Primates, Cercopithecidae. The transcript is spliced from 5 exons.
AUGGGGACUGCCACAGGAAGGGACAAUGGGAUGAACCCCACAGGGCGAGAAGGGGCAGCCUGCGAGAGAUGGGAGGGGUCUGAGGCCCAGAAGGCAAGCAGGCCGGCCGGGACCGCGAGUGCCUGGCGGAGCAGGCGCAGCCCAGGACUCCCGGCUCCCACCUCCGGCUGUAGUCCAGGGCCAAGGCUUGUGUUCAAUCGUGUGAAUGGCCGGCGGGCCCCCUCCACGUCCCCAUCCCUCGAGGGGACCCAGGAGACCUACACACUGGCCCACGAGGAGAAUGUCCGCUUUGUGUCCGAAGCCUGGCAGCAGGUGCAGCAGCAGCUGGAUGGUGGCCCAGCCGGUGAGGGCAGGCCAAGGCCUGUGCAGUACGUGGAGAGGACCCCCAAUCCCCGGCUGCAGAACUUCGUGCCCAUUGACCUGGACGAGUGGUGGGCACAACAGUUCCUGGCGAGAAUCACCAGCUGUUCCUAGUGGCUGCUGGGAGAGGGCGCUGCUGCACAGCCGACCUGUGGCCAGGAGAGAAGCAUGAUGCCCCACCCACCCACUGCGCCUGGCUGGGUGCCGGCCACACCUGAAGUGCCAGCAUUUGGACUUUUGCACCUGUUGUUCCCUUGGCCCGGCUGUCCCAACCAAGCUGCCAUGGCCAGGGGCCGAACCCAUCUGACCUCAGCCCUGCUCACUGUGCCCAGGGAGCAGCGACCGGCCCCUGGGGCUGGUGGGGAGGAGCUCCAGGCUAAUAAAGUCGAGAAACUG